Phragmites australis (common reed) is the source of this 1561-nucleotide messenger RNA. RefSeq lists its product as uncharacterized. Lineage: Eukaryota; Viridiplantae; Streptophyta; Magnoliopsida; Poales; Poaceae. Bases 341 to 1288 code for a protein of 315 amino acids. The record is from RefSeq and is a predicted model, not a curated record. The transcript is spliced from 3 exons.
AACUGUCUGGCAACCGACGAAUCGCCGCUUGUGCAUCAAACACUUGGCUGAAUGAAUAGGCUGGUAUGGUAGGAAAUGAGAGGGGAAGAUGAUCCAGUCCACUCCAGAGUCGAGAGUAGCAGACUCCUUUUAUCUCCGAUCCGUGCAGUUUCCUUGCUUGCUUGCUACACUAGAGUCGGUCACCAGAAGCAGCAGACUAUAUCUCCCUCUUCCUGCUUUGCUUAAUUAGCCCUCUUAUAGUACUCAUUGCCUUGCUAGCCACCAGCUUCAGCUUCCUCCUCCUCUUGCUGUGGUUGCCAAUUGUAUCUAGCUCGCCAAUCAGCAGAGCCAAGAAGCCAAGAUGCCGCACGCCAAGACGGACUCCGAGGUCACCAGCCUGGCGCCCUCCUCGCCGCCGCGCUCCCCGCCGCGCGGCCGCCCCGUCUACUACGUCCAGAGCCCCUCCCGGGACUCCCACGACGGCGAGAAGACCGCCACCUCCGUCCACUCCACGCCCGCGCUCAGCCCCAUGGCGUCCCCGCUCCACUCCUCCUCUUCCAGCCGCUUCUCGGGCCACCCCAAGCGCAAGGCCGACAAGGCGCCAGGACGCAAGGGCGCGCCGCCCGGCAAGGGCUGGCAGGAGAUCGGGAUCAUCGAGGAGGAGGGCCUCCUCGACGACGAGGAGCACACCAGGAUAGUGCCCAAGCGAUGCUACUACCUUCUCGUCUUCGUCCUCGCCUUCGUCGCGCUCUUCUCCUUCUUCGCGCUUGUGCUCUGGGGGGCAAGCAGAUCCCAGAAGCCGCAGAUCGUCAUCAAGAGCAUCACGUUCGAGAACUUUAUCAUCCAGGCGGGCACCGACGCGUCGCUGGUGCCCACGGACAUGGCCACCACCAACUCCACCGUCAAGUUCACCUACAAAAACAAGGGCACCUUCUUCGGCAUCCAUGUCACCGCCGAUCCCUUCGAGCUCUCCUACAGCCAGCUCACGCUCGCCACCGGAGACCUGAAGAAGUUCUACCAGGCGCGGAGCAGCCAUCGGACGGUGAGCGUGGCCGUCACAGGGAACAAGGUCCCGCUGUACGGCGGGGGCCCGACGCUGACGGCGGCGCCGGGAGCAGGAGGAAAGGCAGCGAGCGGCACCGUGGCGCCGGUGCCGAUGGUGCUGAGGACGACGCUGCACUCGCGGGCCUACGUGCUGGGCGCGCUGGUGAAGCCGCGGUUCACGCGCGGCAUCGAGUGCAAGGUGCUUAUGAACCCCGCCAAGCUCAACAAGCCGAUCUCCCUCGAAAAGGCCUGCCAUUACUCCUAAAUUAUUCAUUCCGCUCAGCUCAAAUUCGAUGGAUCAAGAUCAUCGCUUCCAAAUGUAUUGUUUUUGUUAAUUCUUUUCUUUUUCCUUCUCUCUCUCUCUCUUCUUAUUUCUUUUUGUCGGUCAUACUCAUAUAUGCAUGCAUGGCUAUGAGUAUCCAUUCCUAAUGGCUGUAAGACAGAGAUUCGUUCUAGUAUACCGAUCAAUCCAAUUCUUUGCGGUGUCAUCGAUCGAUCAGGGGAAUAAAUUGGUCGCUCGAAUUGCUUCUUGUUAGUA